Molecule: messenger RNA, 1313 nt
Organism: Paraphaeosphaeria sporulosa
Lineage: Eukaryota; Fungi; Ascomycota; Dothideomycetes; Pleosporales; Didymosphaeriaceae
Product: ISP domain-containing protein
Exons: 2
Coding region: 1-1242 (413 amino acids)
Molecular function (GO): 2 iron, 2 sulfur cluster binding; iron ion binding
Source: RefSeq, a predicted model, not a curated record
AUGGUGCUCAACUACUUCAAGUUUGGCAGCAGUGCCCCAGCAAAUCCCGAAGACCCCAAGCAGCAACCUGUUCGCGCCUUGCCUGCAUCGUGGUACAACACGAAGGAAAUGUACGAGUUUGAGCGUCGCGCCAUCUUCUCGAAACGUUGGCUAUUCAUGACACACAAGGUCCGCCUUGCAAAUGUUGGUGAUUGGUUGCGAUAUACCUUCGCUGGCUUCGAUAUCGUCAUCAACAAGGACCGGCAAGGAAAUAUCAAUGCGUUCCACAACGUAUGCAGGCACCGAGCAUAUCCAGUCGUCGAGAAAGAGGGGUCGGGCAACGCGAAGAUCCUGGCGUGCAGGUAUCAUGGCUGGUCAUAUGGUCUAAACGGAAAGUUGGCGAAGGCACCGGGCUUUGAGGGACUGGAGCUCAACAAAGAAGAGAAUGGUCUCUUCAAGUGCCAUGUCAAGAUCGAUCGUAAUGGUUUCAUCUGGAUCAAUCUUGACGCAAACGAUGCCCCGGAAGUUUCAUGGGAGAAACACUUCGACAAUGUCGACGUCCAAGCCCGAUACGAAGGCAUCGAUUUCGACGACUACGUGUUCGACCACUCCUACGAAAUCGACGGCGCAUAUAAUUGGAAGAUCCUGUCCGAUAACUUCAACGAAUGCUACCACUGCCCCACGACACAUCCGGACAUACCUACCUUCUUGAAUCUCGAAACAUUUGACAGCGACCUCAAGGACGGACACAUCCAACACCAUUGCGAGCCGAAGCCGGAGCAAGUGGAGAAAGGGCUUUGGGCACACAGCACAUACUACUUCCCCAACUCGUCCAUGACGGUAGCCAAAGCCUUCAUCAUGGUCCAGAAGUUUCUGCCGCAUGGGCCCAAUCAGUCCAAGAUGGCCUACGAGAUCUACCGCCACAAGCAUUCGUCUGAGGAGGCGUUUAAGCUCAUCAGCGAGCCCUAUGCACGCGUGAUGCAUGAAGACAAGGUUCUGUGCAUGGGUCAGCAACGCAAUCUAGACCGUAAUGUAUUCACCAACGGAAUGCUGCAUCCCAAGUGGGAGAAGGCUCCGAUCUUCUUCCAAGCCGCAGUCAGGGAGGCGGUCAUCGAUCACUACGAGCAGGAGAAGAAGGAAGGCAGGGAAAUUUGGCCAGCGAAGCAGAAGCCGAAGGGUGCAGGUGCGGACAUCAGUGCGAAGGACGAAGAGAUUUGUGAUGGUCUAGGCUGUGGAACACAGAGGGAGAUCUUGGCUUGGUAGAGUUACUGCUCUGAAGUCGGAAUUGGGAUGGCGCGCAUGUCGUGGAGUUUGGAGCGUUUAGCACUGUCGUU